UGAUGAUAAACCAAUCAAAAAUGAAGAUUAGACGUUUGUAAAGACUUUAAAGACUAUAAUAAACAAAAACUAAAUGUAGACGGAUGGAGAAUGAAGGGGUUGGCUGAAAACAGCCGGAAGGAGGGUGAAGGGAGGGGGUAUCAGGUGAAGUCCAGGUGUUUCAGUGACGAACAACAGGUUGCUCUUUUGAUGCUUCCUGGUUAUUCGGGCCAUUUUGUGACGCCGUUUGUCUCCCAGACCAAAGCUCAUCCAACGUGCGGCGCGCGGACGGAUUUCUCCGCGUCAGGCGCGCGCAGAAAAAAAAAAAAAAAAAUCAAAGCAGCGCCCAUUAGAAGCCCGUCCAUUCAGCCUGGGGAGGGAUUUCUCAAAGAAGGGGUGGGGGGGAAGCAAGUCGUUGCUAAGUGGAACUGGUCGUUGCUUUUUUCCAGAAUUCUAAAGGAAUUAUUGUUAUUUUUGGACAUGGGAUCUACCUUCAGGGUCCACACCUGCUGGGCACCGUAACGGUGCUCCCCUCCCCAGCUGAGCCCCUCGCUGCCCUCUGACGGAGCAGGAUGACAAGAUGGCACAGCUGCUUGUACCGCCCGGACCUGACAGCUUCCGUCCCUUCGUCCCCGAGUCGCUGGCCGCCAUCGAGAGGCGCAUCGCCGAGGAGAAGGCCAAGAGACCACGGACGGAGCGCGACAGCGACGAUGAAAACGGGCCCAGGCCCAACAGCGACCUGGAGGCGGGGAAAUCCCUGCCCUUCAUCUACGGGGACAUCCCUCCGCACAUGGUGUCAACCCCGCUGGAGGACAUUGACCCCUUUUACAGCAAUCAGAAGACCUUCAUAGUGUUGAAUCGUGGGAAGGCGAUCUUCCGUUUCAAUGCCACUUCUGCCUUGUACAUCCUAACUCCCUUCAACCCUCUGCGAAGGAUAGCUAUUAGAGUUUUGGUGCACUCGAUGUUCAGCAUAUUGAUCAUGUUCACCAUCUUGACCAACUGUGCUUUUAUGACGCUAAGUUCUCCCCCGGACUGGGCCAAGAAUGUAGAGUACACAUUCACAGGGAUUUACACCUUCGAGUCCCUUAUAAAGAUCCUUGCCAGGGGCUUUUGUCUGGGGAAGUUCACGUUCCUGCAGGACCCUUGGAACUGGCUGGAUUUCAGUGUUAUUCUCAUGGCGUAUAUAACAGAGUUUGUAAACCUAGGCAAUGUUUCAGCUCUGCGCACAUUCAGAGUAUUGCGAGCUUUGAAAACUAUCUCAGUAAUUCCAGGGUUGAAGACCAUCGUUGGAGCUCUGAUCCAGUCUGUGAAGAAGCUGUCAGACGUGAUGAUUCUCACCGUGUUCUGCCUCAGCGUCUUCGCCCUGAUCGGCCUGCAGCUCUUUAUGGGCAACCUGAGGCAGAAGUGUGUGCGCAGGCCCACUAACGCCACCAACAGCAGCGCCAACUUAAACGACACCAUGUACUACAACGGCAGCUUCAACAUGGAGAACUCCACCUUCAACUGGACGGAGUACAUCAACGAUGAAAGUAAUUACUAUUACCUCCCUGGCCGAAGGGAUGCUUUACUCUGUGGAAAUGGCAGUGGUGCAGGACUUUGUCCAGAAGGCUUUGACUGCAUCAAAGGGGGUCGUAAUCCAGACUAUGGCUACACGAGUUUCGACACCUUCAGCUGGGCUUUUCUCUCCCUUUUCCGGCUAAUGACCCAAGACUUCUGGGAAAACCUCUACCAACAGACUUUACGAGCAGCGGGGAAGCCCUACAUGAUUUUCUUUGUACUGGUGAUAUUCCUGGGCUCUUUCUACCUUGUCAACCUGAUUCUGGCUGUGGUAGCCAUGGCUUACGACGAACAAAACCAGGCGACCAUUGAGGAGGCUCAGCAGAAGGAGGAGGAGUUUCAGGCCAUGCUGGAGCAGCUGAAGAGGCAGCAGGAAGAGGCGCAGGUUGCCGCGGCAGCAGCCACCGAGAGCGGCGAGUACAGCGGUAGAGGGGACCCCACCUCCGAGUCCUCCUCGGGGACGUCAAAGCUGAGCUCCAAGAGUGCCAAGGAGCGCCGCAACAGGCGGAAGAAGAGGAAGCAGAGGGAGGAGGAGGAGGAGAGGGAGGGCCGCGACAAGUUCCACAAGUCAAAGUCUGAGGACAGCAUCAAGAGGUCCACCUUCCGCUUCUCCAUUGAUGCCAACAGGCUGUCUUAUGAGAAAAGAUGCUCAUCCCCAAACCAGUCACUACUAAGUGUCCGUGGCUCCAUCUUCUCACCUCGGAGGAACAGUCGGGCCAGCCUCUUCAGCUUCCGUGGAAGAGCGCGGGAUAUGGGCUCAGAGAACGACUUCGCAGACGACGAGCACAGCACGUUCGAGGAAGGCGACAGUCGUCGGGGCUCCUUGUUCUUGCCACGCCGCACCGAACGCCGUUGCAGUGUUGUCAGCCAGACCAGCCUCGGGGCACCGCGGAUCAUGUUACCUGCCAACGGCAAGAUGCACUGCACCGUAGACUGCAACGGGGUGGUGUCACUGGUCGGCGGAACGUCUGUCACAACUUCUCCUGUAGGUCUUCUGCAACCUGAGGGGACAACAACAGAUACAGAAUUGAAAAAGCGAAGAUCAGGUUUUCAUCAGCCGUCUAUGGACUAUUUAAACGAACCUGGAGCCCGACAGAGAGCCUUGAGCGUGGCUAGCAUCCUUACUAACACCAUGGAAGAGCUGGAGGAGUCGAGACAGAAAUGCCCACCUUGCUGGUAUAGAUUUGCAAACAAGUGUCUGAUCUGGGAUUGCUGUCCUGCAUGGUUAAAGAUCAAGGAGGUGGUCAGCACGGUGGUCAUGGACCCAUUUGUGGAUCUGACCAUCACAAUUUGCAUUGUCCUCAACACCCUGUUCAUGGCGAUGGAGCAUUACCCCAUGACCAAUGAGUUUGACAAUGUGCUGUCAGUCGGAAACCUGGUGUUCACUGGCAUCUUCACAGCAGAGAUGUGCCUCAAAAUUAUUGCUCUGGAUCCUUACUACUACUUCCAGCAGGGCUGGAACAUCUUCGAUGGCAUUAUUGUCAGCCUCAGUCUUAUGGAAUUGGGCUUGGCAAAUGUAGAAGGCCUGUCAGUGCUCAGGUCCUUUCGAUUGCUAAGGGUUUUCAAGCUGGCCAAGUCAUGGCCCACUCUGAACAUGCUCAUCAAGAUCAUCGGAAACUCUGUUGGCGCUCUGGGCAACCUGACUCUCGUCUUGGCUAUAAUUGUGUUCAUCUUUGCUGUGGUGGGCAUGCAACUGUUUGGCAAGAGCUACAAAGAGUUCAAAUGCAAAAUAUCCCAAGACUGCGAGCUUCCGCGCUGGCACAUGCACGACUUCUUCCACUCCUUUCUCAUUGUGUUCCGGGUGCUGUGUGGAGAGUGGAUAGAGACAAUGUGGGACUGCAUGGAGGUGGCUGGACAGACGAUGUGUCUGAUCGUCUUCAUGAUGGUCAUGGUCAUUGGAAACCUUGUGGUUCUGAACCUGUUCUUGGCUCUCCUCCUGAGCUCAUUCAGUGCUGAUAACCUGGCUGCAACAGACGAGGACAGUGAGAUGAACAACCUGCAGAUCGCUGUAGGCCGCAUUCAGAGGGGAAUUGCGUUUGUCAAAAAAAAGGUGCGGCAGUUGCUGCGGAGCCUGUGUUUUUGUGGCGGUGGUAAAGGCUCGGGCUUGGUGGAGGAGAGCAAACCUCUGGAUGAGCUGCACAGCAACGGCAAAGGCAACUGCAUUUCUAACCACACCUCACUAGAGAUCACCAAAGACGGGACUGGAGUGUACAUGAUGGAAGGGAAUGGGAGGCCAGGAGGAGGCCUGGUGGUUAGUGUUGGUGGGGACACUCCUGGGAAGUACCCAGUGGAGGAAUGUGACUACAUGUCCUUCAUUCACAACCCAAGCCUCACGGUCACUGUGCCGAUCGCAGUGGGCGAGUCAGACUUUGAGAACUUAAAUACAGAGGAUUUCAGCAGCGACUCAUCUGAUGUGGAGGGCAGCAAAGAGAAGCUUGAUGUGGAACCCCAGCCUCUGAGUUCUUCAGAGGGGAGCACAGUUGAUAUCAGACCCCCAGGAGAUGGGGUUGAUUCAGUGGAGUUGGAGCCAGAGGAGUCGUUGGACCCAGAGGCCUGCUUUACAGAAGGCUGUGUAAGCCGAUUUCAGUGCUGCCAGAUCGAUGAGGAAGCAAACAAUUUUAAGAGCUGGUGGACACUCAGGAAAACCUGCUUCAUCAUAGUGGAGCACAACUGGUUCGAAUCUUUCAUUAUCUUCAUGAUUCUGCUUAGUAGUGGAGCUCUGGCAUUUGAGGAUGUCUAUAUUGAGCAAAGACGAACCAUAAAAACAGUGCUGGAGUAUGCAGACAAAGUCUUCACAUAUGUCUUCAUAUUGGAAAUGCUGUUGAAGUGGGUGGCGUAUGGAUUUGUUAAGUACUUUACCAAUGCUUGGUGUUGGCUGGACUUCCUCAUUGUAGAUGUGUCCUUGGUCAGCCUUGUGGCAAAUGCCCUGGGUUACUCUGAGCUCAGCGCCAUCAAAUCUCUGCGGACACUACGAGCUCUCCGGCCCCUCAGGGCCCUGUCUCGGUUUGAGGGCAUGAGGGUGGUGGUGAAUGCCCUACUGGGAGCCAUCCCCUCCAUCAUGAACGUGCUCCUGGUCUGCCUCAUUUUCUGGCUCAUCUUCAGCAUCAUGGGUGUAAAUUUGUUUGCCGGAAAAUACUACCACUGUAUCAACACCACUACAGAGGAAAUGUUCCCCAUCGACAUCGUCAACAACAAGUCACAGUGCCUGCUGCUGGUCAACGAUAGUGCUCGCUGGAAAAAUGUUAAAAUCAACUUUGACAAUGUGGGAGCCGGUUAUCUCGCUUUGUUGCAAGUGGCAACAUUUAAGGGAUGGAUGGACAUCAUGUAUGCAGCUGUUGACUCUAGAGAUUUGGAGGAUCAGCCUCAGUAUGAAGUGAACCUGUACAUGUACCUCUACUUCGUCAUUUUCAUCAUCUUUGGCUCCUUCUUUACCCUCAACCUCUUCAUUGGUGUCAUCAUCGACAACUUUAACCAGCAAAAGAAGAAGUUGGGAGGUCAGGACAUCUUUAUGACAGAAGAACAGAAGAAAUAUUACAACGCUAUGAAGAAGCUGGGUUCCAAGAAACCACAAAAACCUAUUCCUCGUCCAGCAAACGCAUUCCAAGGCUGUGUGUUUGACUGCAUCACAAAACAGGCCUUUGACAUUGUGAUUAUGAUACUUAUUUGCCUUAAUAUGGUGACUAUGAUGGUUGAGACAGAUGACCAGACGAAGGAGAUGGACAAGAUCCUCUACUGGAUCAACCUGGUUUUCAUUGUGCUCUUUACUGGGGAAUGUGUUCUCAAAAUAAUCUCUCUGCGGCACUAUUACUUUACCAUUGGCUGGAACAUCUUUGAUUUUGUGGUGGUGAUUCUUUCGAUUGUAGGUAUGUUUUUAUCCGAAGUCAUCGAGAAGUACUUUGUGUCCCCAACCCUGUUUCGAGUGAUCCGACUAGCACGGAUUGGUCGGAUCCUCCGCUUGAUUAAAGGCGCCAAGGGCAUUCGGACGCUUCUCUUUGCCUUGAUGAUGUCCCUUCCUGCCCUGUUUAACAUAGGCCUUCUUCUUUUCCUGGUCAUGUUCAUCUAUGCCAUCUUUGGGAUGUCCAACUUUGCAUACGUGAAAAAAGAAUCAGGAAUCGACGACAUGUUCAAUUUUGAGACCUUCGGGAACAGUAUGAUCUGCUUGUUUCAGAUCACCACCUCUGCUGGUUGGGAUGGCCUUCUUGCUCCAAUACUGAACAAAAGGGAACCUGACUGUGACAGCCAACUGGAGCACCCAGGCAACAACUACAAAGGCAACUGUGGGAACCCAUCAGUCGGCAUAUUUUUUUUUGUCAGCUACAUCAUCAUUUGCUUUCUCAUAGUGGUCAACAUGUACAUUGCUGUUAUCCUGGAGAACUUCAGUGUGGCCACAGAGGAGAGCGCAGAGCCUCUAAGUGAGGAUGAUUUCGAAAUGUUUUAUGAGGUGUGGGAACGCUUUGAUCCAGACGCCACACAGUUUGUGGAGUACUGUAAGCUCUCUGACUUUGCAGAUGCUCUAGACCCACCACUGCGGAUACCCAAGCCUAACAUGAUUCAGCUGGUUUCAAUGGAUCUGCCAAUGGUAAGUGGUGAACGGAUCCACUGCCUCGACAUCCUUUUUGCUUUCACCAAGAGAGUUUUGGGUGAAGGGGGUGAGAUGGACGUGUUACGAGGGCAGAUGGAAGAUCGCUUCAUGGCUUCCAACCCAUCGAAGGUGUCUUACGAACCCAUCACCACCACGCUGCGUCGCAAGCAAGAGGAAAUGUCGGCCAUAAUCAUCCAGAGAGCCUUCCGCCACUACCUGAUCCGCCAGGCCAUGAAAAAGGCCUCUGCCAUGUACAAGGAGAAGCUGAAGAACAGCAUGCGAGAUCCAGACAAAGACGUGAUGGUCAUAAGCAAGUUUAACGAGACCUCCACAUCUGAUAAAACAGACAUGACGCCUUCUACGGCUUCCCCGCCCUCCUACAACAGCGUGACCAAGUCUGACAAGGACAAAUAUGAAAAAGAAAAUAGAGAAAAAGAAAACAAAGGAAAAGACUUGACAGACAAAAAGUAAUAGACUUCUUAAAAAAAGACAAAGAAAACACAUCCGAGCUAUGAGGGAAAUUUGUUUACAGCUUCUAGAGUGGGUAUAGGAGAAAUGUGCUUGCCUGUUGACUGUUGAGAGAUGAAGAAUGCUCUGCCUGGGAGGCCUGAAACAGGGCUGCCGUUAUGGGGACGUACAAAAACGUGGGAAUCUUCCCAAGGGGAGUAAGGAGGAAAGUUAUCCAGCAGACACUGCCAGAGAACAUGUGGAACAUAGAGCAGCCUCUCUCCAAAACGCUUGUGAUUUUCUUUUUGGUCGUUGUUAACUAUCUGACACACUUGAGUGUACUGUUAAGUUGUUUGUAGCUAGUGCUGCUGCUACUCUAAAUCCAGUGUCUUGAAUUUAACAAUGGCUGUAUCACAAAAAGAAGUUAUCUUUUUAUUUUUCCUUUUUGGGGGCGGGCCUUCUUUUUUAUGAGAAAUAUAAUUUUAUUCUUUAUAAUUUGACGGUUUGUCUACUGCUUUUACUGUUUCACGGUUGUUCAACCAUCAAGGGCAGACAGAAUCGAUGCUGGAAACUGCAAACCACCAGAUGCUUGUACCGUGCCAGGUCGGUGUUAGAACCCCGCUGGUUCUUGCAGUAUCCUGAAACAUUUCCGCAUAAGUGCAUCCGACAGAUAAUCUGCACCCACUGAUAUCUCAUCAGUGCAUUGUGCUUCUAUCUGGACUGCUAUGCGUCUGUUUCAGUAAAACACCUGUCUUAAAAAUAAAGAAAAAGCUGAAUGUAAGCAAGCAAGAGAAAUGAGACCAAUUCAAAUCGUUCUGAAACGACAUCACGGAAAAUGUUUCCUAGAUGCUUUUUGCCAAGAUUUUGAUGACAAGGUUGAAACCACUCUUGUUUCCAUUAGAGUCCAUGCUAACCUAAAGAGCGCUGGUCUGAUAAGAGUGUCUCUUUUAAAGAUAAUGGAAAAACACAAUACUCUCCAGUUUAUAGAAAGUUGACAUUAAAAAUCCAAACAUCAGCAGCCUAUUUUUAGGUAACUAAAAAAUGUAGCUAUGAUGUUUGGACAUAAAUCUGUACAAGCUAACUAGCUCUUUGAUGACUUCUGCAGCUAAUGCUAAUAUUCGCUAAGUAAGUCUGCAAACAUUGACAGCUUCUUAUCACCAAGCACGUCAUGCCACUAUUUAUCUAGUGUAUCCAGUGUUAUCUUGUGUCUUUCAGUGGCAGACUGCUGUUAUUAGAGAUGAAAAUUCAUCUUUUGCAAUCCUUAUGACCUUCAUAAGCUGCUGCACAGUUUACCAGAAAAAAGAAAUUGUCUAGUCCUAAAGGAAAUUAAUUUCAGUAAUGUUUACCAGGGCCAUCUUCAGAGGUCUUGUAAAAAAACCAUUUUCUUUUAUGAAAGCCUGUAGUUCUUGUAGUAGCUGCUAUAGCUUAGAUGUGCUUCGUUGCUGAGAUAUUGCCCCACACAAUUAUUUUUUAGAGUAAUGCAAAGGACAGGCCAGAAAGUGUUUUUGCAACAACAAAACUACAAUAUUAGUGGAAAGGUCCUUGAAUUUUGAAUGUUCAAAUCGACAAAAAAAAAAAUAUUUUUACAAGUCGACCAAUUGCUUUGACUGUUUUUCAUCAGUUUAGAAAAAGGUACAUUGCACUACACAACCUAAUAUUAAAGUAAGUAAAACCCGAAAAAAAAUAAGAAGAAAAAAACUUCAUGAUCCUAUUUGGAUCAUGUACCAAAACGUUUUUUGUGAAGUCUGUAAAUUUAGCAAUAUGAUUUAAGAUAGUUGACCCCAUAUUGGCAUAAGGUUUUGAAUUAUAUUAAAGUAAGAAACCAGACACCUUUUGGUACAGUUUACAUUUGUGUACAACCACUAGAUUAUAUUAUUGUUAAGGAAAAUCUAAUCAUCUCAUUUUUUAAUGUCCAGUUCCAACAGUUUACUUCUAAAAAGGGCAUUUUAUUAUUGCGAAUCUCUACAUCGUCUCACACUUAUGGGUUCUAACACUGCAAAAAGUUUGGAGUUCGUUCAAGAGUGCCUUGGGUCCAGUUGGGUCAUAUCCUGUUGAGACCCCAACAUCAUCCGGGUGUUAGCUUGACUACAGGAAGCUGGAUUUAGAGGUAUUUCAGUCAGACAUUGGUGUGCUUGUGGCCAUCUUGUUAAAAACAAAUAGUUUAUUUAAAAGCUACUGGACAACAAGGUUUACAUCAACAUUUUCCUCAGACUCUUUUAGAGGGAUUUUGAUUUUGUCAUCCAACUCUUGGUCGGAAAGUCAAGCAGCAAAUAUCUCUAUGGGUUCUGCUGUCAUCGGCCGCUGUAUUGCGGCGUACACGACGUUCGUCCCACCUCCCCUCCACAUCUCCCACGGCUCUUGUAAGAAACACGUCAGUCUUUCUAACUGCUUUGAAGCUGGAAAAUAAUAUAUCACAUAUAAAAAGUUAUAAUAUCACAGAUGUUUGUAUGCCAUUCAUGUUGUUAAAAUUGAGACGCGAGUGGUUUAAUGUAGUGGUUUGGUUUGUGAAUAAUAUAGUUAUUUGGGCCCACAGUAUGCAUCACACUUACAUUUGAUGUAAGAGCACUUUUUAUCCCCACUGCUGUGUCAAAACCACAUGUGGCAGUCGUCCAUGUCAGCGUGUGUGUGUUUUUGAGGGAGUGUGUUUGGCUCUUUAUCUUUGCAGUCAUUUGGAAAAGGAAGGGGGAGAAAAGUGCAUUCUCUUUCAAUGAUAGGGGGUUCAGGAAAAUGUUUUGAUAAGUUCAACCUCAGAUGAACAAACCAUGAAAUGUUACUCAGUUGAAAUAAAGAAAAACUAGAUGGCAGAAGUAUGGGAUUCAGUGGCCUGUAGAGCAGUUACUUAAAGCCAUUCCCUUUUUUAGGUCUUGGGAAGAACUUUUGCGUUUAUUUUUUAUUUUUUUUAUUUUUUUAGCUAAGCUCUGAUGUUUCAUUUUUUUAAUGUUUUUAACCAUUAAUUGUCUUCUAUGGUAUAGUUUGUUACAUAGUAAGUUUAGAGUCAACACUAGUUUGCGUCACUCUGUAACAAGCCCAUGUCAUGGCUCUUCCACUGCCAUGCUUGACAGGUUAUUCUGUCCAUAUGCUGAAUCAGUUAGGCAAAUUUGUCUUUCCUCAUGCAAGACAAAUACCUUUUGCUAUAUAAAAAAAAAAGAAAGAAACAAAUAGUCCUUUAUGUUUUUAUUUUAUGUUAUGUACAGUUUUGCAUCAUUGGCAUAAGAACCGAUACAUAGAACAUAAUUGAAUGCAACGAAAUAAAAUAAACAACACUCACAUUUAUCUAUUUAAUACAGCAGAGUUUUUUAAGCUUCAUUUUGAAAUUUAGAUCAUUUUUUUCCAUUUAAAUAUGAUAAUUUAUCAAUAAGUUGGGUAAACACAAUGAAAUGUGCUAAAAAAAUUGCUGUAACUUAGGACAGAUUAAGUGUAAGAAUGAUUGUUCUGGUCAAACAUUUAUGUUUUACUCUUUUAAGUAGCGAAAAUAUUUUAGAAAAAGCUUAAUAUUAUAUUACCUUAGAAAAAACUCAUAGAGGCAAUGACUUAACAAUGUGAGAAAAAGUUUACUGUGUCCAUAAUAAUAUUUUCUUUAUUUUAAUUUAAUGAUAUGAUUCAAAAUUUCUAUUAAUAUAUGUAAUUUUUUUUUCAAUUUCACUGGUAUUACAAGCCAAUGGCAUGACAGAAAGGACAGUUUUCUCACUGCUAAUUUUUCCACAGGUGUCCAGGCUAUCAUGAAGCUAACAGGAAGUAGCUUUGCAUAAUUUUAAAAACGUCCCCAAAACUCUUUUAUUUAUAAGUACAUUUUUUUAUGUUUUUACAAAAAAAUAAUCAUCAAAAAGUCACACAACUGCAUUGUUUUUUCACUUUUACAAAGCUAAAAUAAUCUUACCAAUUAGGUGCUGAGAAAGAGUCUUGACAGCAGUUGAACUUUGACCCAGGAAGUAACUUCUGACAUCUGUUUAAACACCCAAAAUAAGGGCAUCUGUUGAAAAUAAUGCAGAAAGCACAAAAAUCGUAGGGUAGGACGUCUUCCUAAUCUAAAAUCUUUUUUUUUCUCAUUUAUUUAUUUUUAUUUAAAUAACUGAAAGAAAAUCAAAUAAAAAUGUAUGUACUUAAAAAAAAAAACCUAACUAACAUAUUAAAUUAUCUUCCAUAGUUAAAACAUGGUAGAACAUUUUAGAAUGGACUUUUCCGAGUUGAUUUUUGAAUUAAUUUUACGUAUUUUCAUUCCUAUAAAAUGGAAGGACCUUUUUUGUUUUUAAUGACCUAGUGAGGUCUUGUCUUUCUGUCAUUAGCAUCUUAACUGAGGCCCGUAGACAUCGAAAUGUGAUCUUUUUUGUGUCUUUCACUCUUAAGAUUGUCAGCUGUGUUGAAUGUUUUUCCACUUUUGAAUGAUUUUCUCACUGCAGCAUGAUAAACUGCAUGUUGCUUGGCCUUAUAACAUAACUACCAAACUUGAAUUGAUAGUCCAGUCAGACUAAAGUUCAUCUGAGGUUGCUUUUAAGUCAUUUUUAGAUGUGUAGUUUUUUUUUAAUGAUCAUUUCCUAAAAGAAAAAUCUUGAAUUUUCUAUUGAAUUGAAUAGAAGAUACCACUUUUUCCCCCUUUGCUAGAACAAAAAACUGCGAGAAUGUCAUCCUUCCAUCCUCAUGUGAGCGAGUGUUUCAGUGCAACUGGGCUCAGCGGGUUGCUUGUAGUUAAACCGAUAAUAAAUAACAUUUUUACUGUAGAUACGAGUGUUUUUUUCUUUCUUUUUUCUGCAUUGUAACACAGGAAACACAAGUACGGUCCCCAUUUUUGUAGAUACAAACCAUGAAACAACCAGUAGCCAUCUCAUUGCGCUUGUAGUGUUUCAGUGAACUGCAUGCAAGACGUGACUACUGUCUGCUCAUUUGGUCAUUUGAUUUUCAAGCCAAAAGAAUAAAGGACAUAUUUUUUUGUGAA
Molecule: messenger RNA, 11495 nt
Organism: Oryzias latipes (Japanese medaka)
Lineage: Eukaryota; Metazoa; Chordata; Actinopteri; Beloniformes; Adrianichthyidae
Gene: scn1lab
Product: sodium channel, voltage-gated, type I like, alpha b
Biological process (GO): neuronal action potential; membrane depolarization during action potential; sodium ion transmembrane transport
Cellular component (GO): plasma membrane; voltage-gated sodium channel complex
Molecular function (GO): voltage-gated sodium channel activity
Source: RefSeq, a predicted model, not a curated record